Molecule: messenger RNA, 4336 nt
Organism: Hydractinia symbiolongicarpus
Lineage: Eukaryota; Metazoa; Cnidaria; Hydrozoa; Anthoathecata; Hydractiniidae
Product: alpha-ketoglutarate-dependent dioxygenase alkB homolog 6-like
Exons: 8
Coding region: 28-756 (242 amino acids)
Source: RefSeq, a predicted model, not a curated record
AUCUAAAAUUUUUGCCAUUAGACAAUAAUGCAACAAAAGAAUUUACAAUGCGAUAAAGAAGUUGACUUUAGAAGAUUUAAAGUUACAGAGGCUCCCGCUGAUGCUUAUUACAUACCAAAUUUUAUAACAACAGCCGAAGAGGAUGAAUUAUGGCACCAGAUAUAUCACGCACCAAAACCAAAGUGGACACAGUUAUCCAAUAGACGACUUCAAAACUGGGGUGGAUUACCUCAUCCUAAGGGUAUGAUUGCUGACGAAGUUCCUCCUUGGUUGGAUAAGUAUCUAGUUAAACUUCAUCAAAUGGAGGUUUUUGAAGAUAAAAGGCCCAACCAUGUGUUAGUGAACGAAUAUCUUCCGGGACAAGGAAUAAUGGCUCAUUUGGAUGGCCCUUUAUUUUAUCCAAUCAUUGCAACAAUAAAUCUUGGUUCGCAUACAGUCUUGGACUUUUACUCACUUCGCAAUGAGCAGAAAAAACACGAGGAUGAUUUGGAAUCAUCUCCAAAAGAUCGCUACAUUGGUUCGUUUUUAUUGGAGCAGAAAAGUUUGGUGUGUUUUAAAAACGAUUUGUAUCAUAUUUACAUGCAUGGUAUCGAAGAAGUGUGCGAAGAUGAUUUGAAGGAGAGACAUUUCUUCAAUAAGCAUUCUGUAGAAUUGGAUCUAACUAAGUCUCCCUUAAAACGUAGCACAAGAAUUUCUUUGACGAUCCGAAACUUUCCAAAAAUUUUAAAUGUUAAAUUAAAGUUUGGAAUCCGGUGAAAAAUCGAGAAAUUACACGUUGUGCAUUCAUUAACAAGAUCUUGGUACGAUCAACUUUUAAUUGCUACUUCGCUAUUGCUUUGUAUAUCCGAGACUGGAUUUUCAGCAAACCACAAUGUUGUAAUAUGUACGAACUGACCCAACAUACAUGUUUAUGUUCGAAGAUUCAAUCGUUUUCUGAGAAAUGAAAACGAAAGAGUAAUUUUCAAGUAAAAAAAGUUUCCCACUCAACUGAGUGCCUUUUAAAUAUCAGAGUGUUAGAAAACUUUCGCGAGAGAAACUUACGCGAGUGUAACAAAGUCAAGAAGUUUUUUCGAUAAAUUUUCGCGAGUCUGCAUAUUGAAAAUUUUUUACUAUCUCUGAAAUUGAAGUUUUUUUCGUUCAUACUGAUCAAAUGGCCUUUAUUAGCAAUAUUGGGAUACAUACGUUUGAGGCAUUGUCAUUUUAUUUUAUUUUUUUAAUUCUAUGCAAAUAUAUUUUCAAGUUUUGCAAGGUAAAACAUUUUACGCCAGAACAUCAACGUGUAAUGUUUGUAGUUACACUUUUGCCAUCGACAAUUAGAAAGUUUUUACUAAAUAAAUAUUUGCGAAUAGUCCUUUUUAAAACUUUUGCGGGAAAAUGCUAAAAUCGCGGUAUUUGAUAGCAGGCCAACAAAUUUAUCAGCAGAAACGUUGACAGCAACUGACAGACACUCAAACCAACUUCCACCAGGUGAGUGUACUCCCGUGAUCGGAGGAAAUUUUCUAAAUUUUAGCCCUGAGUGGGAAAGAAUCACCUGUGACAAGUGGAGUGUGAAUGUUGUGAAGCACUGGAAUUGAGUUUCAAUUCUUCACGUGUCUUCUCCGACCCCAAUCUUGUUUUCAAAGGAAGGAAAAUACAUUACCGGAUGAAAUUUCGUGUGAACCAAUUUUUUUUUUGCGGCUUAACUUUUUUUUUUAAUUUUUGCGGAUGCAACGUGGUUAGAAAUAAUUUAAAGUUUAAGUAGCAAACAGAAUUAGUAUAACAUACAAAAACAUAAAAAAGUUCUUACAAUAAAAAGUUGGCAAAUAGCGUUGCCAUCUUUUAUAUCUGCUUCGUAUUCUGAUUCUGAAGAGUCGCCAUAGUCAAAGUGGCAUGCGGAUUAUCUUUUGUUCCUCUGCUGCAAAAAUGUCAACAAAAUUGGUGAUUCUGAAGAUUGUUAUUACUAGGUAUAUUUUUUAUGUUGUAAUUGCAGUUCAAGAAAGUUGUUCUGAUCCAUGUUUUAUGUUAUUUCUAAUCAACAUUGUUUCCAGCACCUUUUUGACUCGCCAUCCUAGUGAAAGAAGACAAAAUAGCAACAGCAGCAAAAGAAAAACAGUGUAAGAAUUUAAUUAACACAUCAUAAAUGACUACUUUAAAGUCUGUCAUAGAUGUUGUCACAAGAGAUUGCUAUAUGGCAAGUAUGUGUUCCAAGGAUACUUAUUUUGCUGUUCGUAUGAAACAGCAGCAUAAAAAAUACCUCGGUUUUCAGAAAAUAAAAGUUUUCCUAACUAGAGAAAAUUGCUACUCUAAUAUUCGUGAUGAAAUGAUGCAUUCAAAAACAUGUAACUAUAUGAUUUUAUGAACUUCCAUUUCCAAAAAGAUCCAAGGUUUGGAUGGCUAAACAAUAUUCGAAGCGCCCUUUCUACUGUCAUUAAUAGCUACCGCCCACAGUACAUCAUUCGGCAGUAAUUCUUUUGUAUGUCAGUUUAUGAAAUAUGUGGAAUGCCCACUCAAAGUUACGUCAUUAUUUGGAUUUCAGACAAGGUGUUGAGUUUUAGUUUUGUGUUUGGGACAAAACAAGCAGCUCUCCUUAAUUUAUCUCGUCGAAAAGCGGCUGAAAAUCCAAACUGGUUUAAAUGGUCACGAGAUUCCGGUGGAAUCUUUUAGUAGUAAUUAGACCCCAGAUAAGUGAAUUAGAAGCACUUGGAAGUUGGAAGUUUAUUUAAGCUUUUUAGGGAUUUUAUAAGCACCCAUGCAAAAUGUUUGAUACUGAUGAACCAGAAAGAGUUCUGCCGAUAGGACUCUCGCUGAGGUUCACAGGAAAAUGAAUGACCUUCAAAAGAGAGUAUAUAGUUGGAUGGAUGAAGAGCUUCUUGUGACAGCUCAAAAUUCAAGUCAAUAAUCUUCAUCAAAGAGAAGUUCUAGAGGCAGUAUGAGAUCAUCGUCAAUUAAAAAGUUCAUUGAGUUUAAAGUAAAAGAAGAGAAAGCUAGGAUUGUUGAGUUACAAAUUGAAACUGUUUUUUUACAGAAACAGCAAGAGCCAGAACUAACAAAAAAGCAAAUACAAGUUCAGCUUGAUAUGGCAACAGCAUCUACUAAGUUGAGAAUAUACUCAGCAGAAACUGAAUUUGAAGAUGGAAAAGUAGAAAAAGUUGACUUACGAAUAACUGAAUAAAGAAUAGCUGCAAACCUUCCGAAAAAGAGCUGUUUGGCAACGCAAGCGACGUUGCUUCCAAGAUGGCGAUAUUGUAAUUUUGAAAGAUGAAUGUGAUCAUCGUUUUGAUUGGAAAUUGGCAGGGGUAAUAAACACUGGUUCGAUCACUGAUGGUGUAGUGGUAGCGCAUUCGGCUUGUAAUCAUAAGAUUUCAUGUUCGAGUCCCCUCUGCAGUGCACUUUAAAUGCACUGUUGUCAGCCCACCUGGUGCCAUCUACUGACCGCUAAUCGGCUUGUGUGGCAGGCAAGCAGGUUAGAGCAAUGCUAUACGUAUCUCUAACGGUAAUGUAACAUAGUUACAGUCGGAGGGGAGAAAGAGCCAGCUGUUGGGAUGGAAUUCCCAAGGACGUUAAAAAUUACAAUUGAAAACUGCAUUUAAUCGACAUGAACUAGUGCGUCCAAUACAUAAGUUGGUGUAACUUGUCAAAAAUAAUUAAAAAAAAACGAAUUUCAAUCGGGAGACAUGGUUCUAUAGAUUUUUAUUAAUAUGUAUUAGUUUUUGUCAAGAUGUAAGGUACCAUCUUGAGGCGGGGGCAUGUUGUUGCUCCUAAUGCACAGCAAUGCCAGCAUUUAGGUAUCCCUGGAGACUGUGUUUUAUUUUGUAGCAUUUGUGUAACGUUACAGUUGAUGAACUUUAUGUUACUUGUUACUAUUUUAAUAUAUGUUAAUGAUGUCUUGUUCCUCUGUUCUCAUGCAUUUUAACGACCUAUUGUAAUACGGUUAAAGUUAUUUUGUGUUUUAUAAAAUAGGCUUUGUUGCAUUUUAAAUCUGCAGCAUAUAAUAGAUUGUGUCGUGAUUUAGUAUAUGAUUGUGGAGUUACUUGUGUGUGAUAUUUUCUGGUGGUGGUUUUUGUCUAUGUUUAUAUUAGUGUAUGUUUAUUCUUAGUCUCAUAUACUGUUCCACAUGCUUUCCAACAUGUUUGAUGUGUUGGGUAUAUGAGAUCUUUAUCUAGUUUUGUCCGUGGUAGGGGUGGGUUUUUUAUGUGUGUUUGUUUGCUUUGCUUUCCUUUCAUUUAUAAUUUUUGUAGUUUUACUAAGUAAGGUUUUGUAUUUUUGUUUAGCUUUUUGGACUAAAAUAAUGUAUCGUGUGUUGAACCAAUCUUAGCGUCCACUUGUUGGUGCGUGCGACACUAAUAAGGACUUAGAC